AUGACAUCGGAUGCACUGUCUCAGGGCAAUGUGGUGCAGGUGACUCUGUAUGGUGCUCUGGUCCUCCUCUGCCUGCUGGGCAAUAGCCUGGUUCUCCUAACGGUCCUUGCCAUGACUGUGAAGCAUGGCACCAUGGCUGCUUCUGACCUUCUCCUGGCCAACCUCUCCACUGUCAACCUCCUUCUCACAGCACUGCGGAACACGCUGAUCUUCACAACUGACCUGGGGCUACAGCUCUCCUUGUCCGCCGCUUGGUGUAGGGUCUUCAUGUUCACCUGGGUGCUCUUGAGAGCUAUGAGCACCUGGGCCACUUCCUGCCUGAGCAUCUUCCAUUGCCAAACUAUAAGGAAGCAGCAUCCCCUAAGGGCUAGGGAAGCCAGAGGGGCCAGGGACACAGCUAUCGCUGUGUCUGCCCACUGGAUGGUGAAUGCGUUGUACUCUCUUCCUGCCUUGGUGUAUUCCAGCCAUGCAGCUGGGAAUACCACUCUCCCCCCAGUGCUAGUGAGCAGUACCACCAGGCCUUUGCUGGGCUGCACAUGGGCUUUCCCUUCCCAGCAGAGCGGGCCGGCCUAUGCCACAGCUUCCUUAGUCAUCCACGAAACCAUGCCCAUGGUCCUGAUGUCGGGCACCAACAUGUACACCUUGCACAAACUGAAGGGGCACGUGAGAGCCAUGGGGGCUGAGAACGGGGUGGCCAGGUUUGCCUCUGAGUGGAGAGCUGCCAAGGUCAUCCUGGCCCUGGUUGUUCUCUCUGUGGGCUGCUGGGGGACCAACACGCUGGCAGUCGGCUAUCACAGCUUCACCAGCUAG
Chelonoidis abingdonii (Abingdon island giant tortoise) is the source of this 810-nucleotide messenger RNA. RefSeq names its product olfactory receptor class A-like protein 4. The record is from RefSeq and is a predicted model, not a curated record. Gene Ontology annotation, cellular component: membrane. Gene Ontology annotation, molecular function: G protein-coupled receptor activity. NCBI's taxonomy places the organism in Eukaryota, Metazoa, Chordata, Testudines, Testudinidae. Gene Ontology annotation, biological process: G protein-coupled receptor signaling pathway.